Molecule: messenger RNA, 1649 nt
Organism: Pundamilia nyererei
Lineage: Eukaryota; Metazoa; Chordata; Actinopteri; Cichliformes; Cichlidae
Gene: gba3
Product: glucosidase, beta, acid 3
Exons: 5
Coding region: 169-1578 (469 amino acids)
Biological process (GO): glycosylceramide catabolic process; carbohydrate metabolic process
Cellular component (GO): cytosol
Molecular function (GO): glycosylceramidase activity; beta-galactosidase activity
Source: RefSeq, a predicted model, not a curated record
GUGGACGUUAAUGGCUGCGAUGCCACAUGAAACAAAAACAAAACAAAACAAAAAAACGUCCGCUUUGUAGGGAGACAAAUCGCUUUGUGUAUUAAAUUUAAGAGAGAUAAAAGCAUAACGCGCUAAGAUAUAGGAACGCCUUUGUUUCAGCGUCCUAAUGCACAAAACAUGUUCCCACGUGACUUUGCAUGGGGAGCGGCGACGUCUGCGUAUCAAAUAGAAGGUGGCUGGCAAUCGGACGGCAAGGGACCGAGUAUCUGGGACACAUUUUGUCAUGAGAAAGGCAGAGUGUUUGGGGACCAGAAUGGAGAUGUGGCCUGCAACAGCUAUGAGCUGUGGGAGAAAGACUUGGAGUGUAUCCAGCAGCUUGGGCUGACGCACUAUCGCCUGUCUUUCUCCUGGGCCCGCCUCCUGCCUGAUGGGACCACGCAACAUGUCAAUCAGAAAGGUGUGCAAUACUACAACAAAGUGAUUGAUGAUUUGCUAACCUCAAAUGUCUCACCGAUGGUUACCCUUUACCACUUUGACCUGCCUCAAGCUCUGCAAGACCAGGGAGGCUGGAAAUCACCUGGUAUAGCCAGUCUCUUUGACAAUUACGCUCAGUUUUGUUUCCAAACAUUUGGGGACCGUGUCAAACUUUGGAUCACUAUCAAUGAGCCACAAGUGUGCGCCAAACUGGGACACGAAGACGGCAUCCAUGCCCCAGGGUUAAAAGAGAAAGGCACUGCUGCCUACCUGGUAGGACACAACAUGCUGCGGGCCCACGCCAUGGCCUGGCACAGCUACAAUUCUCGCUACAGGUCAGAGCAGAAAGGUGCCGUGUCUAUUGCCCUCAACAGCGACUGGUGUGAGCCAUUAAACCAAGGUUGCCCCAAGGACAUUGCUGCUACUGAACGUGACCUUGCAUUUAAACUGGGAUGGUUCGCCUGGCCCGUGUUUGUUACCGGUGAUUAUCCAGAAAUAAUGAGAUCUGCUAUAGACGCUCAAAGUAGGAAGCUAGGAUACAAUGCAGCCUCAAGGCUCCCCAGUUUCUCCAAGGAUGAAUCUGCCAUUCUGGGAACUGCCGACUUCUUUGCGUUGAACUACUACACGUCUCGCAAAGUCAAACCAGGAGGAGGUUGUGAAAAGAUGUUGUGUAUAAAGGGAGACCAAGAUACAGAGGAAGUUUUGGAUUCAUCCUGGCCCAUCAGUGGACUGUCCUGGCUGGCUGUAGUGCCAGAUGGCUUGAGGAAACUCCUAAAGUACAUUAAGGACACUUUUAACAACCCCGCGAUCUACAUUACAGAGAAUGGUUUCUCUCAGGUGGGGCCACUGCAGAUCGAGGAUGCCCAGCGCUGUGUGUAUUACAAGGACACCAUCUCAGAAGUGGCAAAAGCUAUACAAGAAGAUGGGAUCAACGUCCGUGGAUAUUUUGCAUGGUCUCUGAUGGAUAACUUUGAAUGGGCCGAUGGAUUCAGCGUUCGUUUUGGCUUGUUCCACGUGGACUUCAGUGAUUUGAAGCAGAGUCGAACUCUGUACCAAUCUGGACGGGAAUAUGCAAAAAUCAUCUCAAAAUCCCGAUCUGGCCAGUCUAAAUAAGAGUAGCUGGAAAAAAUGUGCGUUACUAUGUGAAUUAUGAACAUGCUUUUGCUUUCAAGAACUGGAGUCAA